CAACAUUGUAAAUUAUCGAAGUGACAAUUGUUCGUAAGUAGGAAAUUCUAGAAAUAUUUCAAAAUACAUAGAAGUUUUACGUCAGUUACGCUCGCUAACUAAAUUUGUUUCAUCGAAAAACAGCUAAAUCGUGUGUAAAUUUAUUUUUGGCACAAGCGAAUUCAAUUUUAACAAUCGACUGAUAAUUUCAUCACACCAAGAAAAUGUUAAUGCGACUUGCAUUGUCGAAGGCUCCAUUGAGCUGCCAAUUGCUGGCCAAAUCCUCGAAACUUAACCCAAGUCUAUUUCGCAACUAUGCCCGUGGUCCAGUGCGCCCCCCACGCAAUCCCGUAAUUGUGGAGCGGGCUCCAGUACGCAGUCAACCCACGCUCAAAGAGAAGCUAAUGGGCCCACCAAGUGAGAAUGCUUUUUCAUUGGGCAAGGGAGCAGCUGCCGGAGCCGCUGCCGUCGGCCUAGGCGCCCUUUGCUAUUACGGCAUCGGCAUGGGCAAGCACACAAGCAUUGCGGACAACGCCAUAAUGUGGCCGCAAUAUGUGAAGGAGCGCAUACAAUCGACAUACGCCUUCUUUGGGGGCUCCUGCUUGUUGACUGCCGCCUCUGCUGCUGCCGUCUUCCGCUCGCCUCGUCUGCUCUCACUGGCCUCGCGCGGUGGCUUUGUGGUGCGUUCCCGUCGAUGCUAUAAUACAACCGUUUGGAAAAGAAGCAAAACUAAAGGCACAACGGCAGCCGCGACAGCAGCAGCAGCAGCAGCCGCUGAAACGAAAAUAGCGCAAAAGGGAAAAGUUGAAGACAAAGUGGAGACCGACGAUAGCUUGAGUCUUGAAAUGGAGCGGCGUUAUCUGAAGAAUCCAUUUGCUGAUUUCGCGGGCGGUGAAAAUACGCCCUUUGCCACCGAUGAGGAGCACAUAAAGACAUUGAUAUGCACCUAUGUGGAUGCCAUAUUAGAGCAUUGUCAUCCCAAUAGCGACGAAGAGGACAAUCGCGGCGACUUGUAUGUGGGCAAUGCUGGCAUUGCCUACAUGUUCUGGAAGCUGAAUAGCAAUGAGCAGACCCGUGAUCUCUAUCCGGCCUUGGAGCAUGCAGCUGCCUUCAUACGCAAUGCGAAAGUGAAUGCCCAACGCUACAAGAAGAGAUCGGCCGAGCGAUAUUCCUUUCUCUGUGGCAACGCCGGUAUCUAUGCCGUCUCGGCUGCCAUAUCCCAGGAGACUAAGAAUACCGAGGAACUAUCCAUGGACUUGGCCAACUUUAAGUCGGGCAUCCCAUCGAGCAAGGAGUUCAUGCAUACAAAAUAUGGUUGUGACGAAAUGCUAGUUGGACGCGCUGGCUAUCUAUCUGGCUGCUACUGGCUCAACGACGUGCUGCCAGAGAAGAAAAUUACAGAUGAUGACCUCAUCUCCAUUUGCCAACUGAUCAUCCACAGCGGACGGGAGUAUAGCAAACUGAAUAACUCUCCGUUACCAUUGAUGUACCAAUACCAUGGCACAGAGUAUCUGGGCGCUGCUCAUGGCCUUUGCUCUAUUUUGCACAUGCUCUUGGACAGUCCCUGGUUUCGUACGGUUCCCAUAUCGGCGCCCGCCGCUGAGCUGCGGGACAUCAAGCGCUCGAUUGACUUCCUCCUGGAACUGCAGGAUGGUGAAGGCAACUUCCCAGUUGCUAUGGAGGACUUGCGUUCGGGCCGCGAUAAGCGUCUUGUGCAUUGGUGUCAUGGUGCACCCGGCGCUGUCUACGUGAUAGCCAAAGCCUAUCUAAUCUUCAAAGAGGACAAAUAUAUUAUAUCACUGCGUCGCGCCGCGGAUUUGGUAUGGAAGAAGGGAUUUUUGCGCAAGGGACCGGGCAUUUGCCAUGGCGUAGCCGGCAAUGGCUACGUCUUCCUUCUCCUCUUCCGCUUGACCAACGAAAUGAAGUACCUGUACCGUGCUCACAAAUUCAUGGAACUCUUAACUAAUGCGGAAUUCAAGCAACGUGCGCGCGUUCCUGAUCGACCGCACAGCCUUUACGAGGGAGUCGCUGGCACAGUGUGCUUCCUUGUUGAUCUACUGGAGCCGGAGCAAGCUUAUUUCCCCUUUAUGGAUGUCUUUCAUUAGAUAGUCCCGACCACAUCCCAUCCCUCGCUCCAACCCCAUUCUAGUCAUUUUAUUUCUUUAAAUUCAGCGCCUAUUUAGUAGAUACUGCAGCUAGUGAGGACUAUUCUUUUUAAUUAGGAUUUAUCGAUAUCAGUAAAAUUUUUAGGCGUCAUUGUAUACUUUCACUCUUCAA
This is a messenger RNA of Drosophila navojoa, 2256 nucleotides long. RefSeq names its product growth hormone-inducible transmembrane protein. Gene Ontology annotation, cellular component: mitochondrial inner membrane. The record is from RefSeq and is a predicted model, not a curated record. Lineage: Eukaryota; Metazoa; Arthropoda; Insecta; Diptera; Drosophilidae.